AUGCCCACUUUUACGCCGCUUGCGGCAACGAACGAGAAGAGCGCCAAGAUCCCAGUGGUCUGGCACGAAGAAGAAGAAGAAGAAGAAGAGGAGCCGGUGGCCGAGAACCGCGGAAUUGUCGCAUUCAUCUUCAAUGUGAGCUCUCUCUCUCUCUCGCUCGCAUCAAAAUAUAAUUGGUUUCGUUUUGCAGAGUCGAAACGCGCAACACGCGAAGCUGCUGGUGCUCACCGCAUUGGCUCUAAUUCAUUUUUAUUUCCUCAAUGACUUCCUUGUCAAAUUCGCGGCGAUGGACCGUCUUACGAGGGACGUCGAUUACGUCAGACACUCCAACAUGGACAAUCGGAUGGACGUCUCUUCCGUGAAGUACACCUUCCAGGGAUUCAUUGAUGUGAGUUCGAACGUGCAGGCAUACGGUAGCCCUCAUCUCUCGACUUUCAGUACAAAAAGAACCUGUGGAUGACCGUCGGCGCGAUGUGUGCUUCGCUCGCCACCACGACCUCGCUGCUCACCAUCUACAGCGGUCCCCGUGACGCGUUCAACCGCGCCGCGAUGGUCGUCAUCCGCGUGUUCGACCUCUGCGCCUUCCUCUUCAUCGCCUUCCUGCUCUUCGCCCGCAUCUCCGCCGCCGUUAUCAUCACUCACACGACUCAAUAUUCGCUGCGUGCCGCCGGUCGCAUCUCCGACAGUCUGAUCACAGACCUCGGCAACGCUCUCUCCUGCACCAUCGAACAACGCGAUGAUCUUCCGAUUUGCAACCGCGCUAUCAUCGACUCGAUCUUCCCCGUCAAACUCAUCGAAUACCUCAUCAUCCUGUGCCUUCUGACCGGCGCCUACAUCGGAUUGGGUGAGUUUUCUUCCCUUCCGUCCGUUUCUCAAUCCUUCCCUUUCAGCCUACCUCAUCGAGUGGUGCAUCCGCCAUUUCUUCCCGCCGACUCACUCGAAACUCACUCCGAUCAGCGCCAUCUCCCGCAACCUGAUCACCGGCUCCCAGGGCUCGAACUUGGACGACUCCGUGCUCAUCGCCGCCUAA
This is a messenger RNA of Caenorhabditis sp. 36 PRJEB53466, 1030 nucleotides long. The record is from the annotation of a GenBank genome assembly. Lineage: Eukaryota; Metazoa; Nematoda; Chromadorea; Rhabditida; Rhabditidae.